AUGUGCCCCGGUGCAGACCACGAGCCCAAUGGGCAGGCCAACGCUGCCAAUGGCCGCAACGGUGAACACCCCGGCUUCACUGCCGUCGAGACUCGCCAGAACCCCCACCCCUCCGUCUCUCGGAACCCCUAUGGCCACAACGUCGGUGUCACCGACUUCCUGAGCAACGUCUCUCGCUUCCAGAUCAUCGAGAGUACCCUGCGUGAGGGUGAGCAGUUCGCCAACGCUUUCUUCGACACCGAGAAGAAGAUUGAAAUCGCCAAGGCCCUCGAUGAGUUCGGUGUUGACUACAUUGAGCUCACCAGCCCUUGCGCUUCCGAGCAGUCGAGAAAGGACUGUGAGGCCAUUUGCAAGCUUGGCCUGAAGGCUAAGAUCCUGACCCACAUCCGUUGCCACAUGGACGAUGCUCGCAUUGCCGUCGAGACCGGUGUCGAUGGAGUUGAUGUUGUUAUUGGAACCUCCUCUUACCUCCGUGAGCACUCCCACGGCAAGGACAUGACCUACAUCAAGAACACCGCCAUCGAAGUCAUCGAAUUCGUCAAGUCCAAGGGUAUUGAGAUCCGUUUCUCCAGUGAGGACUCUUUCCGCUCUGACCUCGUCGAUCUCCUGUCCAUCUACUCGGCCGUCGACAAGGUCGGUGUCAACCGUGUCGGUAUCGCCGAUACCGUCGGCUGCGCUUCCCCCCGUCAGGUCUACGAGCUUGUCCGUGUCCUGAGAGGUGUUGUCAGCUGUGACAUCGAAACCCACUUCCACAACGACACUGGUUGUGCUAUUGCCAACGCUUACUGUGCCCUGGAGGCUGGUGCCACUCACAUCGAUACCUCCGUCCUUGGUAUCGGUGAGCGUAACGGUAUCACUCCCCUCGGUGGUCUCAUGGCCCGCAUGAUGGUUGCCGACCCCGAGUACGUCAAGGGCAAGUACAGGCUGGAGAAGCUCAAGGAUAUCGAGGACCUUGUUGCCGAGGCCGUUGAGGUCAACAUCCCCUUCAACAACUACAUCACCGGUUUCUGCGCUUUCACCCACAAGGCCGGUAUCCACGCCAAGGCCAUCCUCAACAACCCCAGCACCUACGAGAUCAUCAACCCUGCUGACUUCGGCAUGUCUCGUUAUGUCCACUUCGCUUCUCGUCUGACCGGCUGGAACGCCAUCAAGUCGCGUGCCCAGCAGCUCAAGAUCGAGAUGACCGAUGACCAGUACAAGGAGUGCACGGCCAAGAUCAAGGCUCUGGCCGAUAUCCGCCCCAUUGCUGUCGAUGAUGCCGACAGUAUCAUCCGUGCCUACUACCGCAACCUCAAGCUGGGCGAGAACAAGCCCCUCCUGGACCUCACGGCCGACGAGCAGGCUCAGUUCGCUGCCAAGGAGAAGGAGCUUGCCGCUCAGGCUUCUGCCUAA
Messenger RNA from Aspergillus tubingensis, 1392 nucleotides. It is a transcript of the gene hcsA, whose product is annotated as homocitrate synthase. Gene Ontology annotation, molecular function: homocitrate synthase activity. The coding region runs from base 1 to 1392 and encodes 463 amino acids. The record is from RefSeq and is a predicted model, not a curated record. The transcript has 5 exons. NCBI's taxonomy places the organism in Eukaryota, Fungi, Ascomycota, Eurotiomycetes, Eurotiales, Aspergillaceae. Gene Ontology annotation, cellular component: mitochondrion.